Messenger RNA from Didymella exigua CBS 183.55, 612 nucleotides. RefSeq names its product transmembrane emp24 domain-containing protein 2 precursor. The transcript has 4 exons. The record is from RefSeq and is a predicted model, not a curated record. The coding region runs from base 1 to 612 and encodes 203 amino acids. Gene Ontology annotation, cellular component: Golgi apparatus; endoplasmic reticulum; endoplasmic reticulum-Golgi intermediate compartment. NCBI's taxonomy places the organism in Eukaryota, Fungi, Ascomycota, Dothideomycetes, Pleosporales, Didymellaceae. Gene Ontology annotation, biological process: Golgi organization; protein retention in ER lumen; endoplasmic reticulum to Golgi vesicle-mediated transport.
AUGCUGUUUUCCUCCCUCGGUCUCCUCGCUGCGGCAAGCGGUCUUUUCUCCGUCACGUCAGCGCACACCAUCCAGAUGAAGGCGCACCAGCGCGAAUGCUUCCACGAGCAGCUGCACAAGGACGACAGGAUGACAGUCACCUUCCAGGUUGGCGACCGGGAGUUUGGCGGCAGCGGAAACUUGGAGAUUGAUUUCUGGAUCGAGACACCCUCUCGCAGCUACCAGGUCCACGAGCGCGGCGUGUCCUCUGGGGACCAUUCAUUCGAUGCAACGGAAGAUGGCAAAUACACGUACUGCUUCAACAACGAGCACUGGGGUGCCAACACAAAGGAGGUCUCUUUCAACGUACACGGAAUUGUCUACGUCCCCGAGUCGGAGGCGCCGCAGGAUCCUCUCGAGAAGGAAGUGCGUCAACUGUCAGAGCUCAUUUCGCAGGUCAAGGAUGAGCAGGGCUACAUUGUCCUCCGCGAGAGGACACACAGGAAUACUGCCGAGAGCACCAAUGCACGAGUCAAGUGGUGGAGCAUCUUCCAGAUCCUCGUACUCAGCCUCAACGGUGGAUUCCAGGUCUGGUGGCUGAAGAGAUUCUUCGAGGUCAAGCGCGUUGUGUAA